Molecule: messenger RNA, 1212 nt
Organism: Pyricularia pennisetigena
Lineage: Eukaryota; Fungi; Ascomycota; Sordariomycetes; Magnaporthales; Pyriculariaceae
Exons: 3
Coding region: 1-1212 (403 amino acids)
Source: RefSeq, a predicted model, not a curated record
AUGAGUUCCCCGGAUGGUUCGAUUGUGAUCAGCGACCGCGCCGUCUUUGUCUCGCAGGUCUUUUACGGAAUCACCAUACCGCUUUUGGUCCUGGCAACGGUGACGCUAGGCUACCGGAUGGCCAGAAUCAAAACUCGAAGAACCCUCUGGUCAGACGGCUGUAUCGUUGCUGGCUAUAUCCUCGGGGUGGCGUGUUUAGGCUUAUACGUACCUCAAAGCUUCUUGACGCCAGGUGUCAAGUCCCCUGAAGCAAUCCUCGAGGGCCAGAAGGGCUCGUUCCUGUCGAUCCCAAUAUGGGGCUUGUCCAUGGCCUUCAUCAAGGCUUCGAUCGGCCUGACGCUUCUCCAAAUACAAAACCAGCGCUGGUUCCAGGUCCUGAUCUGGAGCAACAUGGCGGCCUCGGCCGCUUACGGCUUCGGGAACAUGUGGUUCAUUCUCUUCUCGUGCCAACCGCUGCAGGCUGCGUGGGGUGACUUUGCCGACCCUACAAAGGCUCAGUGUCUCCCGUCAAGCUAUAUACGAAUGGCGGCCCUGGUUGGGGCAGUUGUCAGCGUCGUGACCGACCUGAUACUAGCACUAGCACCCGUCAGCUUCCUCUGGACGCUCAAGCGGCCGCUGCGCGAACGCAUCGUACUGGGCUGCCUCAUGUCGCUGGGACUGCUGGCGGCCAUGUCGUCGGUGGUAAAGAACCUGAUCAUCGCCGACUUUGGCAAGGAGGACGUCGACACGUGGGCCAUGAACGUAUCCAUCAGCACCUGGACGUCGUGCGAGAUGCUCCUCGGCGUCAUCGCGGCCUGCACGCCCUUCUGCCGCCCGAUCCUCGAAAAGUGCGUCACCAGUAUGGGCAUGUCCCUGACGGGCACGACCAAGUCGGCGUCCAGAGCCGCGGGCAAGAGCUACGGGAUCACUUCGGGCGGGCCCGGCGCCUACCAUCGCACCACGGCCGCCGGCGCGUCGUCGCGCGUCGACCAGCAGCGCUCGCAGUUCGAGUCGGACGAGGACCCGCUCAAGAGCGUCAUCGAGCUGCAGACGCAGCGGCUGAGCGCUGGCGGCGGCGAGGGCGGCAGCCCUGCGAGCUCGACCUUGGGCCGGUCCAGCUCGGUCUCGGGAAUCUACAAAACGACCAACAUACACGUGCAGACGACAGAGGCCAACAGCAGCCAGACCUGGCCGGUGGAGGAGCGGAGAUACUACCCUGGGUCUGCUGUCUGA